Messenger RNA from Corylus avellana, 1113 nucleotides. Lineage: Eukaryota; Viridiplantae; Streptophyta; Magnoliopsida; Fagales; Betulaceae. The record is from RefSeq and is a predicted model, not a curated record.
UUGCAGAAAUGCGACCAUUGCCUAAAUUGGAUAACUCCAUCAUCGAUUUAUACAAGGGGGUUGGCAAGCUUCUUCGUAGUUACACAGCAGGCAAAAUGCCCAAAGCAUUCAAGCACAUCCCUUCAAUGCAACUUUGGGAGGAUAUCCUAUAUCUGACUGAGCCUGAGAACUGGUCACCAAAUGCUCUGUAUCAAUCCACAAGAAUUUUUGCUUCCAAUUUGGGUGCAAAGAAGGCAGAACGCUUCUACAAACUAGUUUUGCUCCCACGAGUGAGAGAAGAUAUUCGGAAGAAUCAGCGGCUUCAUUUCGCUUUAUAUCAAGCUUUGAAGAAGUCGCUCUACAAACCUGCUGCAUUCUUCAAAGGAAUAUUGUUCCCUCUAUGUGAGUCAAGGACCUGCAAUCUUAGGGAAGCUGUCAUAAUUGGGAGCAUUAUACAGAAGGUCUCCAUUCCUCCCCUUCAUUCAAGUGUUGCAUUAUUGAAGCUUGCAGAGAUGGAAUAUGGUGGUACAACAAGCUAUUUUAUAAAGCUUCUUUUGGAGAAGAAGUAUGCUUUGCCACAUCGUGUACUUGAUGCUACCGUUGCUCAUUUUAUGAGAUUCCUCGAAGAUACCAGGAUAAUGCCUGUAAUAUGGCACCAAUCAUUACUUGCAUUUGUGCAAAGGUACAAAAAUGACCUGCGGAAGGAGGAUAAAGAUAACCUUAGAAAUCUACUUGAAAUGCAAAAGCACAAACUAGUUACUCCUGAAAUCCGCCGGGAGCUAAAUAAUAGCCGCAACCGUGGUGAAAAGGAGGAUGAUCUUAUGUCAAUAUCCUCUCCUGUUUCUGUGAUCAAUAAAACUAUUGAAGAAGACAGGUUUGAUAUUCCAGAGGUUCCGAUGGAGGAGGAUUGAUUGAUUGCCUGGUGGAGUGCCCAAAAAGAUACAGUCCAUGUUUGCUGGGAGAAAUGCAAUUUCAUGGCAAAUUUUUGUACAAGUAACAAAAUUUUGGAUUUAUUAUGCCUUUUAAAUGUUCUCUUUGAGCACUCGUGGGACAAAUUUCGUAUUUAUCUUAUGUUGUGGGCAUGCAUCCACAUGCUUCGAAAAAAAAAAAUCCAGAAACUCCAUGAUUGUCCAA